AUAUAUCAAAAGUCAAAACAUAUAAUUCCCCCGGGCUUUUAUCAAAGUUUUCUUCCAAAAAACUGAAGGACAAUAUCGUAAUUGAGCAUCAGCCGUCGUCUUCUUCAAAAUCCCCCAUCCCCUGUUCACACACACACAGUCGCUCUCUCACUCAUAUCCAUCUUAACCUCUCUCUACCAUUGACCUCAUUUCUCUGGAGCCUUACCUCUCCGCCGUCAAAGACUCUUCUCCCGUCUGAAUUCGAUCGAAUUCCGUCGUGGUCUCUCUCGAUGGUGUGAAUUCCAACGUAACAGAAACCAAGAAUUCAAACAGAAAAGAGAGAGAGAGAGAGAGAGAGAGAGAGAUGGAAGAAGGUAUUCGAAAGGAAACGCACGUUCUGCAGAUCAACUUGAUAUCGGCUCAAGGAUUGAAAGAGCCGUCCGGAAAGCUCCGGCGAAUGCAGACCUACGCGGUCGUUUGGGUCGACCCCUCCUGCAAACUCCGGACACGAAUCGACCGAAUCGGCGCCGAAAACCCCAUCUGGAACGACAAAUUCCUCUUUCAAGUCUCAGCCGAUUUCCUCUCUCGAGAAACUUCCGGCGUCUCCAUCGAAAUCUACACCAUCGGUUAUCUCCGCGAUCAUCUGAUCGGCACCGUCCGCUUUCUUGUCAGUAAUUUCCUCCCAACUGUCUCCUUGAAGGCUCCAUCGCUCCUCGCGCUCCAGAUCCGCCGUCCCUCGGGGAAGUUCCACGGCGUUCUCAACAUCGGCGCCAUGGUCAUCGACUCCUCUGAAAUCACCGCAGACAUCUUUAACGUAGUCCGGGAGAACACGACGGAGAGUCGCCGGGGGCGAAGAAUGAAGAAGUCCAGAUCUGCGGCCGCCGUGGCGGAGAUCGGCCGCGCCGACAACGGAGCAGCGAGUUCGAAGGAGAAUUCGUACUCAGGAUCGGUGGAUUACUCCGACGGUCCUGACUCAGCGGCGUCGUCUCCUCUACCAUCGUCUUCGUCGCCAUUGACGGAGUGGAACAGGAUUCGAGAUUUGGCGGGAAAGAAUCACAUGGGAUCGUCAUCGGACGGCGGAGGAUUGCUGUGCUGUUUCUUGAUGAAAUCAUCAGGUGUGUGCGGUGCGUUCCGAGAGGAGAAAUGAUGGACGGCCAGGAUGAGAUGGAAUUUUUGCUUGCUGCAGAUCAUUGCCACGUGUACAUCGACCCUCGCUCAUACAUGGUUACAACCAAAACUUUAGAUUUUGAUCUUUCUUUUUUCCUCGAAAAAGUGUGUGAAUUUUUUAGUUGGAAAUAUGCAAGAUUCAAAAUUCUGCCGAAGUAUUAAAUGUGAGAUAACUAAGUAAAAUAGAUUCCACCAAAUAUGCAAGAUUUAAUAUAUAUACGAAAUUAAAUCGAAAUGAAUCCAACAGAGAUAAGUUACCAUAACGCAUUGCCUGAGAAUUGAGAAUUUAACAGAGACGAAUUACCAUCCUACUAUCUUUGUGUGUGGGAUUUGGUUGGUAAUGCCACCCUAAGGCUCGCCCGU
This is a messenger RNA of Tarenaya hassleriana, 1509 nucleotides long. RefSeq lists its product as uncharacterized. Gene Ontology annotation, biological process: defense response. The record is from RefSeq and is a predicted model, not a curated record. Bases 344 to 1126 code for a protein of 260 amino acids. The transcript has a single exon. NCBI's taxonomy places the organism in Eukaryota, Viridiplantae, Streptophyta, Magnoliopsida, Brassicales, Cleomaceae.